ACGCCAUAUAAAAUUGAUUGCGCAUUUAGUUUUGUAAAUCAUUUGUAAAAUGAGGUGUGUGACUGUGGUUUUGCUGUUUGUGGCCAUAGGAGCCAUCAACGGUUUGCCACCGGUGAACCACGGCGUUCAGACAUCAGGCAUUGGAACUGUUAGCCAAGGAGAAGUUGUCACCAAGAAGGAUGGACAUGAUCUCUCGCAAGCUGACACACAUCGUGACCUGAGUGUGUCUGGAAGAAACAGUCAAGUGAUUUCCCAGCAAGGAGGUGCGACACGACAAAAUACUUUCGAGGGCUCCAACGAUUCCAGUGAAGUUCUGCAGCAAAACAAUGGAAAUAACGCGUACAACAACCAAGCUAACCAAGGUCUUCAGAAAGGCGAAAACCAAGGUGAAGCUGAUCAAUACAAUAUUCAGAGAAUCUUAGCAAACCCUGGAGCACCAAUAGUGUUACAGAGAGGCCCAGCUGAAGAAAUAUCCCAAACUCAUCACGCAAACCAAAAUCCAGUUGAAGCAAUAACAAAUAAACAUAAUGGAAUUUACAGAGGUGGUAAUGGAAAACAUGUCGGUCUAACUGGAAUUGUUGACGAAAACCGUGCACAGUCUAUUUCGAAUGAACAUAUCGCAAAUUUUGGCAGCGGCGAGUAUGUCAAUGGUGUUCUGAAUAAACGCGGUAAUGGUCAGUACUUGAGUGGGAUUGGACAACGAAACUACCAGGGAGGUCAGUCUGGAAUCCAGGUACAACAUGGACGAAAUAUUGGAGAGAUUAUUGGUAACAAUAAUCAUGGAAUUGAUAUUUCAAAACAUGUUGGAUAUCAAGGAUUUAAUGCUAAUCAUUUCGUAUAUGGAGGUGCACCUCAGUUUGUAAGUGGUUCUGGAAUUCAAGAUUCUGGAGAAUUAGUGGAAGAAGUUCUUUCUCACGGUCAUGAUGCGACCCAAUAUGCAGGUGGAAGUCAAUAUGAAGGUGCUGGAUCUAACGAGAAUUUAAGUGGAGUCUCAAAUCAGGGAAUAACAUCAGAUCUUUUAAGAGCAGCUGGACACCAGAACAGUAACUCUGGAAAGUAUUUGGAAGGAGUUCUCACGCACGGAUUUGAAGCUAACCAAAAUGCUGGUUUGAACGACCAUUUAAGAGAAGUCUUAAAUCACGCUGUAAACUCGGGCCAAUUGGUUGGUGGAACUGGAAACCAAGGUAACUCUGGAAAAUAUUCAGGAGGUCUUACACAUGGUCAUGAUGUCUCUGCGAACGAAUUCGGGGGAAGUUUGGAAGGACACCUAACUGGUGCCCUUAACCAUGGAAUUACUGCUGGUCAAACUGGACACCAACUCGCAAAUUCUGGAAAAUAUUUAGGUGGAGAAUUUGGACUUCACGACGCUCCUCAUUAUGAAGGAGUUGGCUCAAAUGGGCAUUUAAGUCAGAUCCUCAGUGGAAUCAAAAGUGGUCAAUUUGUAGGUGGUAAUGGAAACCAAGGUGCCAAUUCUGGAAAAUAUGUCUACGGUGCAGAUUCUGAUGAGGAUUUAAGUAGUGUUAUCAGUCAAGGAUUAGACGCAGCUCUUUAUAUAACCGGAGCUGCAAAACAGGGACUAGACUCGGGGAAAUAUCUGACUGGAGCUCAUACUAAUGGGUACCAAGGAACUGAUUCACACGAGUACUUCCAUGAUAUUUUACAUCGCGCCCUUGGUGCCGUAAAGACUGGACCUGUAGAUGGAACUAAUUCUGGACAAUACGCAAUUGAUGAUGGCGAUCAUAAUUCAAAAUACAUCAGCGAUCUUUUAACGAAAGCUCAAAAUAUCUUGAAAUAUAGAAGUGGGGCGGCUAAUGGAUUUGGCAAUAACCGUGGUCGGUAUGUCAAUCUUUCUGGUAACAAGGGCAUUAAUUACGGCCCUAACCAAGGCAUAAGAUACUAUAAUGGUGCUAAUGGUCAGUAUGUAAGCAACGCAUCGCCUGUAGUAAUAGCUGAUGAUAGUGGUAGUUACAAUAUAGGAGCAUCUGGUCAGAUAGCGAAUGGCCCGUACUAUAGAGACGGAGUAUUUGGAUCGGGACUCGAUUUUAUCUCUGGCACAGAGGGAGUUCAUCCUGCUACUAAAUUCAGACCUACCCUAGGAAGUUUGGACUUUACAGGGCACGCAGUAGCAGGAGUAAGUUCACGAAUCAAUGGAGUUGAUAAGAACAAAUCAUUCCCAUCCAAAAAUACUGAUGGAACCGUCGAUUCAGUUGUCAAUGCCGAUGCUUCUAUUAAAGUUGCUUCUGGUGCUGUACUCGACAAAGAUUCAGUGUCUAAAAAUAAGGAUAAAACUGGAGCUGUACCUGGGGACAGCGAUACUAACGCAAUUACUGCACAAGCUGGUUCCACAGUAACCUCCACCAGUGUCCAAAAACUUACAGACAGCAAUUCUGAUGAUUCUGGUCAUAAGGUUGUAAAUGAUGAGGAUGACUAUGAUACAACAUUGAUAAUCGAAACCAAAGAUGAUGACGAUAAAAAAGAUGAUGAUACAUCGACAACUGUUGAUAGUCAAUCAUCAACGGAAAUUACUGAUACUUUGAAGGAUAAGAUAAAUAACAACUCUGGAACGGACAACAACAACGAUGGAACUUCUAAGAAUAAUUUGGAUGUAUCUAAAGCAACAGGUGAGAAAAAUGAUUCAAAGGAUGGAAAUAAUAUUGGAAAGCAAGGCAAUGAUGAUGAUGGCUCUUUGGACACUACUAAGUCAGUUAAAAAAGACGUAUCCUCGCAAUAUGACAAUUUAAAUGAUGAUGACAAAAAUAACAACGGCCCGAAUGACAAAGAAUCUAAUGGCAAUAAUCCUGGAUCAGAUACAAACGAUGACAAUAUUGUCCCUGAUCAUACUGCUGUCAGCGCAUCCGAAUCUAAAAAUAUUGAUGUAACUAACAGUGGCAGCGACAAAAAUACCAUACAAACUGAUAAAAAUGACAAUUCUGGUGAUAACGUAUCCAGUAAAGAUGACACAGCAAGUACAACUGACAAAACGUCAGAUGGUCAAAAUAGUGGUGAUGAUAACAAUACCGAUAAUAAUGUUAAAGAUUUGAAUAAAACUUCUAGAUCUUCAAAUGGCAAAGAUUUUGACACAGCAGAUGGUAAUGAUAAUGGAUCGGUAAAGAAUGAUGAUUCGUCUGUUACUGAAAAAUCUGUUAAUAAUUCAAACUUGAUCCAGGACAAUUCUGACUCUGACGAUGACAACAAAAAUCUUGGAGAUGAUACAGCAAAUAAAACUAAUGAAACUGGAACUGAUAAUCAAAAUGGCAAGGAAACGGGCAAUAACAAUAGUCAAACAAAUACCGAUACUUCGGACAGCGGCGCCGGCAAUGUAAAUGCUCCUUCAAACAAUGAUAAUUCAUCUGUCACUGACAAAACUAUAAGCGCUACGAAUGAUGACGAUGGAAUCAAUAAGGACAAACCCACUAAUUCUAUUCAGAAAGAUUCAGCAAUUGCUGAUAAUGAUAGUUCCACAAAGGUAGAUAAAAAUAACCAAACUACUGGUUCUGCAAACAAUGGUGAUUCAUCGGUAACUGACAAAACUUCUAAUGCAGCAAAUGCUGAUGACGGGAACAAAAAAGAUAAAAUCAAUGAUCACAUUCAUGACAUUUUGAGACACAAAGGGGGUGAUAAAGAUUCCACAGGUACUGAUAAUGAUGGAUCAACAGUAAAUGAUGCAUUAAACAAAACAUCAGGUUCAAACGGUAUUAGUAAUGACGGUCAAAAUAACACUUCAGGAUCAACAGACGAUGACUCAAAAACUGACAAUAACAACCAAUCCAGCCAGGAUGAUUCAACAAGUGGAACUGACAUUAAUAAAACUGGUAUUCAAAAUGGCGACAAAAACGGUAAAGAUUCCGAUAAAACAGUUGAAACAUCGAAAUCUAUAAAUGUCGAAGAUUCUAAUACUGGCAGUGUAGUUGACAACGGAUCUGCAACCAUUGAUCAUACAACUGACAAAACUACUGACACAAAGAAUAAUGGUGAUGUAGACAAUUCAGGUACCGUAGUAACUGAUAAGGAUAUUAAUGACGGUAAAGACACUGACAAUAUUAAUAAAACUUUGAACAUCGAUGAUUCUAACACCACAGAUGGCAGUAAUACAAGUACAAGUACAAGUGCAAGUACAAGUGCAAGUACAGCCAAUAACGACGACCAAAAUAACGACACUUCAGGAUUAACAAACGAUGACAAUUCUACUGGAAAUUCUGACCAAUCUAUUAAGGAUAACACAACAAAUGUGAUCGACAAUAAUGACAAUGGUAGUCAAAAUGACGACAAUAAGGAUACAAACGUUAAUAACUCCGAUAAAACAUCUAACUCUAGCGAUGGAAAUGAUAACGGAGCUCCAACCAAAGAUGUUACAUCUUUAACUGAUAAAGCUUCAGACUCUAAAGAUAAUGUAAACAACAAAAAGCACAUAAUACAUCACCAUAUUAAUCCAAUUUGGAGACACAAAAACAAAAAGGACGAUCAAACCGAUUCUGGGAACACCGACGGUACUUCAUCUACCAUUAUUGAUAAAUCUUCUGCAACUGAUAGCAAUGUAGAUACUGUAAACACAAAUAAUGAUACGGAUAAUAAUAAGGACGCUCCAAACGGCGACGGUUCUGAUGGAGGAAACAGUAAUGGCGAUGGAUCCACAAUUGAUAAUGACUCAAUUGUAAAUGACAAAACUUCAGAUGAUACAAACACUGGAGAAAAGGGUGUUAAUAUUGACCAUCAAGACACCAAACAUGUCGAUGUCAACACUUCUUCGAAUGUUAAUAAAUCGGCUGUAACUGACAAUACUUCAGACGCUGGAAAUACUUCUAGUGACGAUAACAGUGGCACUGAGAAAUCGAGUACAACAACAACUAGCUAUGAAAGUUCUGACUCUACUAACAGUAGCGUUGAUCAAUCCAUAAACAAUAACGAUGCAACUAUAACUACUAAUGACAACGAUCAAAACAGUUCUUCUACACAAACUGAUAAAUCAACUGUAUCUUCAACAGAUGGUAAUUCAGGCAGCCAAGGCCAAAUUACAAAAGACCAGACAAUAGCCGAAGACAAGAAUAACACAGAUAAUGUUGUGAACAGUAACCAAAAUGACAAUGAUAGUAAUCAGGAUUCUGAUAAGAACGUAGAAUCUUCGCAAGAUGAUAACUUUGAUGAUGGUAGCGAUGACGGAUACUUGAACAAUGAUGGUUCAAAUUCAAAUGAUAAUAUCAAUGAUAAGACAGAGAAUGUAAAUAAUGACGAUGGUACGAACAGCAAUAACAACGACGAUUCUAAUAAAACUGACAAAGUAUUGGACUCCGCAACAGAUUCUACCUCUGUAGGGAACGAUGAAAAUGGAACCAAUAUCGAUGGAAAUUCGGGAAAUACUGAAAAAUCUUCAGAUGUAAGUACUGACAAAGAUAACAGCGACAGCAACAAUGACCAGUCUGCAAAUGACGAUAACAGGGACCAAUCUACAACCAAUGAUAAAAAUAUAGGAAAUCAGAUCAAUAGUGGAAAUACUGACACAGUGAGCAAUACUGAUGGAAACACAUCAAGUGUUGGAUCUGACACUGAAAAUGGAUCUUCUAACGUUGACCAAACAGUUGUUGAAAGUAACGCAUCUUCAAGUUCUGUAACGACUGAUGGUGUUGAUAACAACAGUGGCAACGAUGACUCUAACAAUGAUAAUAUAUCAAACACAACAGAAAAUAACAAGAACAGUAAUGUUCCUAGCUCUGAUGAUGACCAAUUAAAGAACCAAAACGCAGUAGUUGGCAAAAAAGAUAAAAAUCAUACAAAAAACUGGUCGAAACUUCACAGAGUUUUGAAACAUAGGCGCAGACAUCAUACACCAAACAAAGCCGGUCAUAGCAACACAGGAGAUGAUGCGUCACAAACAAAUGCAGACAAAAAUCCAAGCGUUGCUGUUCAUAAAUCCUUAUCUACAACUGACAAUUUCUCAGCAUCCAAAGACCAGACCUCGAGUUCUAAAGACGGUACAGACAGUCAAACUAUUGCGAACAAUCAAUCGAACACUAAUGAUGAAGUAACUCAAACAGUUACAGACCAAACUAAUGAUAACGUAAACGACAAAUCAUCAGACAGCAAUAACACAGGAGGGGAUAGCGCUAAUGUAUCUGACGUAAAUAAUGAUGACAAUGAUAAAACUGAUUUAAACAAUCAAUCAUCAGUUACUCAAAGUGAAACAGUUUCAACUACUUCCACUACUAGCACUUCAAGCAGUAACGUAGAUAAAGAUUCAUCAGCGAAUGUAAACGGUGAAGUUUCUGAAUCCUCAACGACUGUUAGCAACAAUGACGACAAUUCAGACGCUACUGAUUCUACUGAUGGAAAUGGCAAUGACGAUUCAUCAGCAUCUGUGACAUCAAACUCUAAUGAUUCAACUAACAAGAACAGUGGAGAUGAUGCCAGUGAUUCAAAUACUGCUUAUGCCAAUGCAGUGUCUAAGACCGAAGCCAGAUCAGACAGCCAAACGAACGAAUCUCAAUAUAAUUCAAGUCAGUCUAAAAGUGCAAGUAAAACAACCAGCUUCGUAACUAACAAAGCUGCCGCUAAGAAGAAUAAGUUAGCUGAAAUCCUUAUACGAGUAACACAGAAUAAAGCUAAGAAAAAUCAAAAUGGCGGCUGUAAUGGACAGUCUAGAAAUACAACUUUAGGUAACCAGCAAUCUGACAAUUCGAAUUCUGACGUUUCUAAUCAUCAAGAAUCUUCUAGUAGUUACGCAAGUUCAGCAGGUGAAAGUCUAACUAACACGGGAGAAAAAGUUAUAGAUGAAAAGAAAUCUGGAGACAGCGGUCAUAGUGAACAGAGUCAAGAUUCUCAGUACUAAGAAGAACGGGACUCGGCCAGUGCCAGUCCAUAAGAAAGUUUUCGACUCAGUCCUGUCGUUUUAGAAAUGCAUUGUAAUUUCUCUUAUCUUGUGUAUAAGUACUUCCAUUCAGUAAAGUUUUAUUUUUUUGCUUUGUUUUUGAUUUUUAUUUGGAAUUCAUUGUGUAAUCAGGGACCCAAUUCACAUCCCUUCGAAACUUUUAAUGAUACCGGAUUAAGCUGCCUGUUUAAAAUCUGUAUCCAAGCCAUUUUAAUAACUACAUAGUUUGGAAAUUACCUAAGUAAACUGUCCGAAGUUUAAAGAAAAUUCGAAUAAACCCGAAAUAAUAUACAAAUCCAGCUAUCAAAAAAUCUUUUUUGACAAUUCAAUAAGAACAUUACUCUAC
Molecule: messenger RNA, 7205 nt
Organism: Helicoverpa armigera (cotton bollworm)
Lineage: Eukaryota; Metazoa; Arthropoda; Insecta; Lepidoptera; Noctuidae
Gene: Ser3
Product: dentin sialophosphoprotein
Exons: 5
Coding region: 50-6820 (2256 amino acids)
Source: RefSeq, a predicted model, not a curated record